UUCCCACCUGCAUUCCGCCGUUCCGAAUACCGAUACAAAUAUAUCCCCUUGGUCUAGUACCUGGACUGUCCAAGCACACCACUUCCGCAAACCCCCCUUACUCGAAACAGCAGAGUUUUACGCCGCUUCUUUGUUCCUGGUCUGAAAUGGUCACUCACAUGGUCCCCCCACCCGCCUCCACGAGGUCGCACGGGGCCUUUGGGUUUUCUUUCAUCGAGCUUCCAGGAAGUGCCUUUAAACCGUCCUGGACACGACCGCAAGAUAGGGGAUGGGAUGGAUCCCGGCCUCUUCAUUUUUUCUCCUUUUUUUUUUUUUUUUUUUUACCGAGGAGCCACUUUAUAGGGAGGGACUACCACUCACAGACGGCGUUUUUAUUUUAUUCCAAGUCUGUCGGCUGCUUUUGGUUUUAUUUUGGCUUUUUGCAAGCUUCUUCUGGUGGGAUCUAGGGCUACUUCUAUCUUCUGAUUCCUGGCUGAGCGUUGCUGAUGAGUGAUGGAAUACGUCUGAGGAGGGCGCCGCGAUUAUAGGCUACGAAUAUACGACGGGGGGGUG
Phialemonium atrogriseum is the source of this 552-nucleotide messenger RNA. RefSeq lists its product as uncharacterized. The transcript has a single exon. Lineage: Eukaryota; Fungi; Ascomycota; Sordariomycetes; Cephalothecales; Cephalothecaceae. The coding region runs from base 147 to 446 and encodes 99 amino acids. The record is from RefSeq and is a predicted model, not a curated record.